Molecule: messenger RNA, 1641 nt
Organism: Diabrotica virgifera virgifera (western corn rootworm)
Lineage: Eukaryota; Metazoa; Arthropoda; Insecta; Coleoptera; Chrysomelidae
Exons: 2
Coding region: 725-1357 (210 amino acids)
Source: RefSeq, a predicted model, not a curated record
GUUCCUUUAUAUUGUAAAUAGAAGUGUUCUUAAUACAGAACUAGUCCAGAACCCCCCAGAAGACUUUAGUUGGAUAAUACAUGGUGUCCGUAACAUACUAGGAUAUGCCACACUAUUUCUGCCAGGAUACUUAGUUCUUAGUGAUUGCCGAUGAAACCACAGACGUUGCUGGUGAAUUUCAAUUAGUUAUAGUCUUCCGAUAUUUGUGUAAAGGACGACCAGUUGAGAGAUUUUGGAGAUUUUACGUGCCGGGCGGACAUGAUGCUAAGUCAAUCGCUGAAUGUAUUUUAAAUGUUUUAAAUCCCUGUACAAAAUAUUAAAGUAAUGUAUGAAAAGUUAAUUGAUCUAAAUUGUCCUUUACCUGUCAAUUUAAACGAAAUUCUUUUUCCAAAAAAUAAGCAGACGUUACAAUGUCUUUACGAAUAUGUAACGUCCUGUAAAUUUAAAUUUUAAAUAGGCUUAGAUAAUAAAAUUAUAAAAUUGUAAAAAUAUCACACAAAAUUGAAAAAUGUAUCCAUUAAUAUAGUAUAACACUCUGUAAAUUUAGAUAAUAAGUAGGCUUAGAUAUUAACUUAAAAUUGUUAUUGUAAUACCAUACAAAAAAACACAAAUAGUCUGGCUAAUUGGCUCCGUCAAAGCCAUUAAUAAUAAAAAUAAAAAAAAUCCCUUGUUAAAACAUACUCCAAACAAAUUAAUUGCUCAAAGUUAUGAUGGCGCAUCUGUUAUGAGUGGUGGCUUAAAUGGUGUGCAAAAAAUUAUUAAGGCGACAUAUCCUCUUGCAAAUUACGUUCAUUGCUAUGCACACCAAAUGAAUUUAAUUAUGACAAGUGCAUGUUCCAUCAAUAAGCAGGCUAGGAUAUUUUUUUCUAAUUUAUCUGGUUUGUGCUCAUUCUUUUCAACGUCUCCUCAAAGAACAAAAAUUUUGGACGAGUUGGUUAAUCGCAGGUUGCCAAAAUCUUCCCAAACACGUUGGAAUUUUCAAUCACGAAGUGUUCAUACUGUUCAUGAAAAUAGAAAAGACUUCAUUGCAGUUAUGGACAUUAUACAAAGUACUUCACGUGAUUUGUCUUCCAUUAAUCAAGCAAAUGGUUACAAAUUAAAGCUCCAGGAUAAAGAUUUUGUAUUUUGGUUAUUUAUUUUUAAUAAAAUUAUGCCUCACGUAGAAAUUAUUUUUCAUCAAUUGCAAAAAGUAUGCACUGAUUCUGUCAAAGUGAAAAAAGAUUUGGAGAAUUUUGAAGCAGCAAUUCAAGGUAUAAGGGAGCAAAUGGACGUCAUUAUUGAUAAUAUUCAAGAAGAAAUAAACACGUCACAGAGACAAACCGAUAAUGAUGAACCAAUAAAAAAAGGCGCGAAUUGAAGAGGACAGGCCCAGCAGAAAACGGGAAGCCUUAGAGAUAUGCGAUGCAGUUUUGUUGCAAAUAAAAACAAGGUUUAUCUUCUCCGGACAUUUAGUUGCUUCUCAUUUAUUUAUGUCAGAGAAGUUUUAUGCUUAUAAGGAUAAGUUCCCCGAAUCAUUUCUUAAUGAAACAUGCACACAAUUUUUAUUUUUAAACAAAACUCGGCUUAAAACUGAAUUACAAGUAUUGUAUCAGCGAGACGAAUUAAGUACUACCUCUGGGGCUGUUCCGUUAUCUGUUUUAU